Cooperia oncophora is the source of this 1482-nucleotide messenger RNA. The record is from the annotation of a GenBank genome assembly. Lineage: Eukaryota; Metazoa; Nematoda; Chromadorea; Rhabditida; Trichostrongylidae.
AUGCAGAAUCUUUGUGACUACCAGAAUAAAACUUUUUCAAGUAAUAAAGUUGAUGACAAUUAUCAUACUGGAGUAUUUGGAAGUGGAGUGCGGAGUGCUUUCUGGGAUCUAAUAAUGGCUCUCAUUUUUAAGUUUGUGUUCACUAUUUUCACAUUUGGUAUCAAGGUUCCUUGUGGCUUGUUUGUACCUUCAAUCGCGAUGGGUGCUAUUGCUGGACGACUUACUGGAAUGAGUAUGGAAAGCGUGUUUCGCAGCUUUCAGAUGCAGAGUGGUCACUCGACUUACUGGUCCUGUCAAAUUGGGAAGGACUGCGUUAUGCCUGGACUCUAUGCUAUGGUCGGUGCAGCGGCAGUGCUAGGAGGUGUGACAAGAAUGACCGUAUCACUUGUGGUUAUUAUGUUCGAGCUGACUGGUAGUCUGGAAUUCAUUGUGCCGACGAUGGUGGCUACAAUGUUUUCUAAAUGGAUUGGCGAUGCCAUAUGCAAAACCGGCAUAUACGAUGCUCACAUUGAACUGAAUGGUUAUCCAUUCCUGGAUAACAAAGAGGAAUAUCCUUACUCAACUAUUGCUAUACAGCUCUUUGACCGAUGUGGUCCUGAAGACUAUAUGCAGAAUCUUUGUGACUACCAGAAUAAAACUUUUUCAAGUAAUAAAGUUGAUGACAAUUAUCAUACUGGAGUAUUUGGAAGUGGAGUGCGGAGUGCUUUCUGGGAUCUAAUAAUGGCUCUCAUUUUUAAGUUUGUGUUCACUAUUUUCACAUUUGGUAUCAAGGUUCCUUGUGGCUUGUUUGUACCUUCAAUCGCGAUGGGUGCUAUUGCUGGACGACUUACUGGAAUGACACGCAAAACUCAACCAUAUGUCGUGACAGAUUCUAUAGCUUACUUUACUAACCAAGUUCCGGAAUCAACAGCAGGAGGUCCAGCUCCACUCAGGCUAAGGAAAAUAAUAGAUCUCGCCCCGAUGGCAGUAACCGAUCAGACCCCAAUGGAGACCGUCAUUGAUAUGUUCAGAAAGCUCGGUUUGCGACAAGUGAUGCGUCCCAGUGCAAGUGCUACUGCCACUUCUAGCAAUGCUCCAGAGAAUCACCAAGAACGAACUGAACUUGCUGUGAUAGUCCAGGAUGGGAUGUCCGUUGGUGACAUUGAACAACUGUUGCGUGAGUCUAACUACAAUGGAUUCCCCGUAGUUGUAUCCAGAAAUAGCAUGUACUUGGUUGGAUUCGUUACCCGGCGUGACUUACAACUGGCGCUACAUGCAGCACGCAAAACUCAACCAUAUGUCGUGACAGAUUCUAUAGCUUACUUUACUAACCAAGUUCCGGAAUCAACAGCAGGAGGUCCAGCUCCACUCAGGCUAAGGAAAAUAAUAGAUCUCGUAUUAGUGACGAAAAAUGGGAAAGUACUGGGAAUAAUAACGAAGAAGGAUAUACUACAGUUUAUGCGAAAUGCACAGUCGGGUUUCACAAAUCCUAAUUUUAAAUAA